Molecule: messenger RNA, 5933 nt
Organism: Ruditapes philippinarum (Manila clam)
Lineage: Eukaryota; Metazoa; Mollusca; Bivalvia; Venerida; Veneridae
Exons: 18
Coding region: 132-3752 (1206 amino acids)
Biological process (GO): regulation of transcription by RNA polymerase II
Cellular component (GO): NSL complex; nucleus
Source: RefSeq, a predicted model, not a curated record
CCGGGAUUUUCCCAACCAUCCAUUAGGGUCCGGCAUCUUACGGACUUUAUUCUUUAUAAGCAAAACAAAGAUGGCGCCUGAGGCAUGCGUAAAAAAUUAGAAUUUGGUUUUGCAUAGGUUAAAGAAACAAAAUGUCUGAAGACACCAGCACAACAGCAACGCCUAUGGACACAACAGAUAUAACUGAUGACAGUUCAGAAAUGUUAGCCAGCAGUCAUUUUGCUACUAAGCCAGAUGGUAGCCUUAUUGAUCCUGUUAAUUCUGAGGGAGAUUGUUUAGUCAGUGAAUUAGCAAUGCCUGAUGGGACAUCUCCUCAGGACCCUCCAGAUUCUGUACCUCAGCCUGCAGCAUCUAGGGAUCCCGUUGAACCAGCGGUGACCGGAGAUGACAGUCACACUACUGUUCCGAGGUUUACUCUAGGUGGAGAAAGUGCAGGAAUUGAAGGGGAGGUUGUAGAUGGUCAAAUGGUUGAUCCUAAAAGGGAGGAAUCAUUGACACCAGUGAAAGAUCAUUUUGAUGUUCCUAAAAGUUUGCCAGAAUCAGGUAUGGUGACACCUGCCAGUCAAAGUGACCAGUCAUUAACAUGCUCCAGCUCAGAGAAGGGUACACCUAACACAAGAUUUAAGCUUGGUGAUCUCCGGCAUUUAGACUACGACAGUAUGUCAUCAUCAUCGGGCUCUGUUAAAAACCUUCAGCUGCCACAGCGGUUAGGCAUCAGCUGGAGAAAAGGUGAACGAUUAGAGGCCAUGGAUUACCUCAAUUCUUGGUUUCCUGCAAAGAUUCGUUCAAUUAAUGAAGAUGAUAUGAAGGUGCUAAUACAUUUUGAUGGCUGGAAUCAGAGAUAUGAUGAAUGGAUUGACAUGUCAUCAGAUCGUAUCAGACCCCUGGUGAGACACUCCGAACGCAAAGAGAGAAGUAAACGAGCUAGAUCAACAUCGGGUUCAGGCCGGGGCUCUGCCAAAAAUGUUAGCAAAAAACCUCUCAAGGAGCACAAGAUAGGGGAUGCAGUAUAUGCCAAGUGGACAGAUUGUAAGAUGUACCCUGCCAAGAUAACUAAUAUAAUGCCAAAUGGAGCGUAUGAGGUUAUAUUUUAUGAUGGUUUCAAAAAACUUGUACAGCCUAUCAAUGUGAGAUCUAUGCCAAAAGAAUAUAGACAAAAGUCGUUUGAGAUCGAUCCUGUUCCAGAGGCUGUAUGUAAAAAGGCUAAACUGAAGCUGGACUGUACAGACCAUUCAUUAAGCCAACCAGAUAUUCAAGAUGUCAGGUCAGGUGAGAAGGUAAAGUUGGAAGCAGGUGGGGGGAGAGAAUCCUCCACAGACAGUGAGAAGAAACAGCCUAGAACAAAGAAGAGACGGCUGAUAGUACCGGGACUGUUCAGUGAUGCAUCAGUGACGGGCCUGGGAGAAUCUGUCACACCUGAUGUACAGAUCAAGUCAGAACCUGUAUCUACACAGACUGACUAUGGUGAAGGUAGUAAGAUUGACAAUAUAGGAGUGCCAGGAACCAGUGCUGGUCAAAUCAUGGGUCAACCCCAGGUGCCAACUCCAGUUGCACCUAUUGGAGUGCUCCCACCAAAAGCAUUUGUGGUGGAAUCGGAUCACAAUCAGUACAAGUGUCAGUACCAAGGCUGUAAUAAAAGCUUCAGGAAGGAACAUCUACUAGAUUAUCAUAUAAAAUACUAUCAUAUAAAUGGUGAUACCCCUCUACCAACACCUGCCAAAAGGAGAAGAAAAACAACUAGCACAUGUUCUACAGAGUCUGAGAGUAUUGUUGGUGGUAAGAAAUUGGCUGCAAAGAAGAACCGUAACUUUUCAGCAGAGGGUGCCAUGUUUAUGCCAGAUUUGAAGCAAGAAUUUCCUGAGGUACCAGAUAUCGAAGAAACAGGUGAGAUACCUACUCAAACAUCACAUAGUAAACACACGGAGUCCUAUGCCAGCGAUGAUUUUGUACAGGUAUAUGGUAUGAAACAAGACAGCCUGGAGGAGUCGAGUGUGACUGAUGCAGAAGAAUUCCUGAAACCAGAUGAGCUUGUCAAUUGUAUAUGUGACUUCCAGGAGGAGAAUGGUCUAAUGAUACAGUGUGAAGUGUGUAUGUGCUGGCAGCAUGCUGCAUGUUUUGGUAUAACAGAGAGGACUCUGCCAAAAACAUACAUCUGUUUUGUCUGUGAAAACCCACCUGGUGUUCGAGAGAGUAGCAAGUAUAUACAUGAGCAAGACUGGUUUAAGACUGGCGAGAUACCAUCAUUUAGUUUUCUACCAUUACCACCAAUGUCUGAGGAGAGAUGUAGUACAGUGAAGUCUACGCAUACACUAGUGGUGGAGUUACAGCAGCUUAAUGCUGUAUUACACAGCCUGAAACUCCAGCUUAAAGUUCUCAGAACAAAAGAUGAAUCAAAGUUGAAGAUGUGGAGAGCUGACUGGGAUGUAUUGGAGUCUGAGACUUUUGAAAGUUUUGCUUUGACAACAGAUGAUAAGAAUGGUUUUAUUAAAGAUGGUAUAAAAGCAGUGGAGAUAGCUGAGCCACAGGCUGGUUCCAGUAAAGAUUGUAUAAAGGAGCCACAGCCAGGUUCCAGUAAAGAUUAUUCCCAGGAGCCACAGCCAGGUUCCAGUAAAGAUUAUUCCAAGGAACCACAGCCUAGUUCCAGUAAAGAUUAUUCCCAGGAGCCACAGGCUGGUUCCAGUAAAGAUUAUUCCAAGGAGCCACAGCCUGGUUGCAGUAAAGAUUAUUCCAAGGAGCCACAGCCUGGCACCAGUAAAGAUUGUAUAAAUGUAGGAGAGACAGCUGUGCCAAUUGCUGGUUGCAGUAAAGAUUAUUCCAAGGAGCCACAGCCUGGUACCAGUAGAGAUGGUAUUAAUGCAGGGGAGACAGCCAUACCACAGGCUGGUUCCAGUAAAGAUUUUAUAAAUUCAGGGGAGACAGCUGUGCCACAGGCUGGUUCCAGUAAAGAUGGCAUAAAGGCAGAGGUAGGGGAAACAGGUGUGUCACAGGUUGAUUCAAGUAAUGGCGAUGUGAAGGCAGAAGAGACAGCUGUGUCAAAGGCUGGUUCCAGUAAAGAGUGUUUUGAAACAGAGGAAACAACUGUGCCACAGAAUGGUUCCAGUAAAGACAGUAUGGCGGUAGGGGAGAUAACUGUGCCACAAAAACAAAUUAUUAAAAUUGAAAAUGAAGAAGAAGUAAAAACAGAAAUUAAAGCAGAAACUUCUUGUGAUACAAAUAAAGUAAUUGAGACUGUGAAAACUGAAGAAGGUGUUAGUGAAGUUAAAGUUGAAGAUAAGGAAGAUGAAUCUCAAAGUUCUACAACAACUGGAGAUGUAUUGAACAAUCCUGUAAAAUCUGGUACAGAGGAGAAAGAAGUUCUGACUACAGAUAAUGGGCAUGAAGAAAUAAAGGAUGAAGCACAGUCUAUGAUGUUAGAAAACAAUACAGGUUUGGAGCAGGAAGUAAUAAUCAAGGUAGAGGAGACAGGUGAGGAGAAUCAUUCCGACAGUACAGAGAGUGUAAUAGAAGAUCCUAUAGAGGUGUGUGAGAGGAACCUGUUGAGUCAUAUACUUAGAGUACAAGCAGAGAUCAGUGAUAGGUUUGACAAAAUACAGGAACAGAUUGAAAUGUUGGAAGCUAUGGAGGCAAUGCAGAGUAGGAGAGAGCUACCUAACCCACAGAACGUGCUCAAUGAUAUGCCUCAACUUAAACGAUCAUUGAGAAACACGGAGAAUGAUCUUUGUAAAGUCAAGAAGAUGUCUGUGUUCCAUUAAUUAUAUCCUGAAUUUAAUUAGCCCGUUAAUUACUGUAUUGUCUCCAGUUAAUGCCCUCUUGAGCAUGCAUUUUUUCAAAAGCGGGCGCUAAUUAGAACUAUAAGAAUGUGCUGUAAAAUAUGUUUACUAUAGAUACAAGUCAAUUAUAACAAUCAUUAUUCAUUAUUAUGAUCUGAAAAACAAAUUUACAAUGCAGGUUUUUUUUUUUUAAUGAUUUAUAAAUCUAUCAGCCUAUAAUCAGGUAAGAUUGUUUUUAGUACAAAAUGUGGUGAGGGUGCACUAAUUAGAGGGAGAGGGGUGUUAAUUGGAAACAAUGAGGUGUAUGAUAAAUUUGAGGUUAAUGUUAUACUGGUUAAAGAUGUGAUUAUGAAAUGAAACUAUUCCAGAAAUAUAUUUGUUUUCCUUUUAUCCACCUACUUUGCAGAAGAACAUUGAUGUACAUGCAUUGUGUGACAGAGGGCAUUGUUUUGUUUUGUGUAUAUAUUAAAAGUUUUGUUUAGGGACCAAAUAAAGAUAAACAAAAGCAUUUUAAAAGUGCUAAUUUGUAUUUGAAUCUCUUUGUAAAUCUAUUUUUAGCUCACCUGUCACAAAGUGACAGGGUGAGCUUUUGUGAUCGCUUUUCGUCCGGCGUCCGUCCGUCCGGCGUCCGUCCGUCGUCCGUCCGUAAACUUUUGCUUUAAAUGACAUCUCCUCAUAAACCACUGAGCCAAUUUCAUCCAAACUUCACAGGAAUGUUCCUUUGGUGGUCACCUUUAAAAAUUGUUCAAAGAAUUUAAUUCCAUGCAGAACUCUGGUUGCCAUGGCAACCGAAAGAAAAAUCUUUAAAUAUCUUCUUUUAAACAACCCUAAGAGCUAGAGCUUAGAUAUUUGGCAUGAAACAUCUUCUAAUGAGUGUCUACCAAGUUUGUUCAAAUAAAAGCCCUGGGGUCAAAAUUGGCCCCGCCCCAGGGGGGUCAUUGAUUUUCCCUAUAUGCAUAUAGUAAAAACUUAAAAGAUCUUCUUUUAAAGAACUGUAAGAGCUAGAGCUAAGAUUUUUGGCAUGGAACAUCUUCUAGUGAGUGUCUACCAAGUUUGUUCAAAUAAAAGCCCUGGGUCAAAAUUGGCCCCGCCCGGGGGGUCAUUGAUUUUCCCUAUAUGCAUAUAGUAAACACUUAAAAAAUCUUCCUUUAAAGAACUGUAAGAGCUAGAGCUUAGAUAUUUGGCAUGAAACAUCUUCUAGUGAAUGUCUACCAAGUUUGUUCAAAUAAAAGCCCUGGGGUCAAAAUUGGCCCCGCCCCAGGGGGGUCAUUGAUUUUCCCUAUAUGCAUAAAGUAAAAACUUAAAAAAUCUUCUUUUAAACAACCCAAAGAGCUAGAGCUUAGAUAUUUGGCAUGAAACAUCUUCUAGUGAAUGUCUACCAAGUUUGUUCAAAUAAAAGCCCUGGGGUCAAAAUUGGCCCCGCCCUGGGGGGUAAUUGAUUUUCCCUAUAUGCAUAUAGUUUAAACUUAAAAAAUCUUCUUUUAAAGAACCGUAAGAGCUAGAGCUUAGAUAUUUGGCAUAAAACAUCUUCUAGUAAAUGUCUACCAAGUUUGUUCAAAUAAAAGCCCUGGGGUCAAAAUUGGCCCCGCCCCAGGGGGUCAUUGAUUUUCCCUAUAUGCAUAUAGUAAAAACUUAAAAAAUCUUCUUUUAAAGAACUGUAAGAGCUAAAGCUUAUAUAUUUGGCAUGAAACAUCUUCUAGUGAAUGUCUACCAAGUUUGUUCAAAUAAAACCCCUGGGGUCCAAAUUGGCCCCUCCCCAGGGGUCAUUGAUUUUCCUUAUAUGCAUAUAGUAAAAACUUAUAAAAUCUUCUUUUAAAGAACCCAAAGAGCUAGAGCUAAGAUAUUUAGCAUGAGACAUGUUCUAAUGGGUGUCUACCAAGUAUGUUCAAAUAAAAGCCCUGGGGUCAAAACUGGCCCCGCCCUGGGGUCAUUGAUUUUCCUUAUAUACAUAGCAAAAACUUAAAAAUCUUCUUUAAAAAAACCCAAAUAACUAGAGUUUAGAUAUUAAGCAUGAAACAUCUUUAAGUAAAUAUCUACAAAGUUUGUUCAAAUAAAAGCCCAGGGGUCAAAACUGGCCCUGCCCGAGGGGUGUCAUUGUUUUUUACUCUAUGUGUAUAGUAAAAACUUAAAAAAUCUUCUUUUAAAAAACCCAAUGAGCUAGAA